AUGGCUAGAUUUUGGCGAAAAAAGGGAGAGGGGCUAAUUUUAACCGGCAAAGGAAGCAUAAACUUGCCAGCUGGUCGUAGAGUCCAUGUCAUGGUUGCUAUUGCUCAUGGAAAAGGUGUUAUUGUUGCAAUACCACAGGAGAAAAUGAACAGGAAAUUCUUUGCAAACUUUAUCAAAAACAAUUUCAACAUUUGUUAUACUAAGGCCGGCCCUAAACAUGGCGGGAAACGUCUAUUUAUGAUCGACAACGAUCAUUUGCAAAGCAGUAAAGCUGCGAUGAAUGCACUGCGUAGUGUUGAAAGCGAGUUGCUCAAAAUUCCUGCUCGGUCACCGGAUUUAAAUCCAAUUGAAAAUAUAUUUCAUUCAGUAAAGUCUAUUUUUUGUGAAGAGGCUAUUACCAAGCGCAUAGAAGCUGAAGAUUUCUCACAAUUUCAGGAAAGAGUUGUAUGUGCCCUAAAUAGUAUUCCUAAUGAUGUCAUUGAUAAAACAAUUUAUCGCAAGUUUUCUAGAAGGCGUACGUUGACCUACUAA
Paramuricea clavata is the source of this 531-nucleotide messenger RNA. Lineage: Eukaryota; Metazoa; Cnidaria; Anthozoa; Malacalcyonacea; Plexauridae. The record is from the annotation of a GenBank genome assembly.